CGCCUCCUGACACACCUGCGGGACCUUGCUGGUCGUAUGUCUGGCGCGGGGGGCAAGGGAGCAGGGAUGGGUCUCAAGCUGCUCAUUGGGGCUGGAUCUCUGGCCUAUGGCAUCAAAGAGGCUACAUUCACAGGUAGGCUUAACCUCUGGUUGUGGAAUGGGUAACACUAUUAUCACAAUCAUGAGAGCACCCCUCUAAUGUUGUGUGAAAUGGUUUGUUCCCAGUGGAUGGAGGUCAGAGAGCGAUCAUCUUCAACAGAAUCGGGGGGAUGCAGAUGGACACAGUGCUAGCUGAGGGACUGCACUUCAGGUACACUGCCUGACUCUGUCUCAGGGGUUUAUCAUAAAGCCAGGGUCGUCAUGUUUCAAUAGGCUCCAACUUGAAGCAAAACUGAAUUCACAUGACCGUAUUGUAACUGAACAGUUUUUGUUAUUCUUCAGGUUACCAUGGAUCCAGUACCCAAUCAUCUAUGACAUCAGAGCCAGGCCCAGGAAGAUCGCUUCACUAACUGGAAGCAAAGGUACAUGAUGGCUGAAAUGGAGGGAUGGACACAAGUAGACCAAUACAUUAUGUCCAGCAGAUCAGUAAAGAAGAGACAGCCCUGUAACUUCUCUCUCUGUUUCCCUUGUGUAGAUCUGCAGAUGAUAAACAUUGGGCUGCGUGUGCUGUCCCGUCCUGUGGCUGCCAACCUGCCCGCCAUGUACCAGCAGCUGGGGAAGGACUAUGACGAGAGAGUACUACCCUCCAUCGUCAACGAGGUGCUGAAGAGCGUGGUGGCCAAGUUCAAUGCCUCGCAGCUCAUCACUCAGAGAGCACAGGUACGGCACAGGGACUCACACAGGUAGCCUACAGCUCAUCUCAGGGAGCACAGGUACGGCACAGGGACUCACACAGGUAGCCUACAGCUCAUCUCAGGGAGCACAGGUACGGCAACAGGGACUCACACAGGUAGCCUACAGCUAAUCACUCAGAGAGCACAGGUUACGGCCCAGGUACUCACACAGGUAGCUUACAGCUCAUCUCAGGGAGAAACAGGUACGGCACAGGGACUCACACAGGUAGCCUACAGCUCAUCUCAGGGAGAACAGGUACGGCACAGGGACUCACACAGGUAGCCUACAGCUCAUCUCAGGGAGCACAGGUACGGCCCCAGUACUCACCACAGGUAGCCUACAGCUCAUCUCAGGGAGCACAGGUACGGCACAGGGACUCACACCAGGUAGCCUACAGCUAAUCUCAGGGAGACAGGUACGGCACAGGGACGCACACAGGUAGCCUACAGCUCAUCACUCAGAGAGCACAGGUACGGCACAGGUACUCACACAGGUAGCCUACAGCUCAUCUCAGGGAGAACAGGUACGGCACAGGGACUCACACAGGUAGCCUACAGCUCAUCACUCAGAGAGCACAGGUACGGCACAGGGACUCACACAGGUAGCCUACAGCUCAUCUCAGGGAGCACAGGUACGGCACAGGGACUCACACAGGUAGCCUACAGCUCAUCUCAGGGAGCACAGGUACGGCACAGGGACUCACACAGGUAGCCUACAGCUCAUCUCAGGGAGCACAGGUGCUGCCACCCAGAAGUGAUGGGUUAUAUGGGACCAAGGUUGUGUACUUUGCCGGUCUCUGCUUAAAAAUGAACACACAGUAGAUUGAAACUUGAACUCCUGCAUAUGUUUAGCCUUUUUCUUGACGGUGUUUAUAAGUCUGUGCUGCGUUCCGGUGUCUACUGUAGGUGUCCUUGUUGAUUCGACGGGAUCUGUUUGAGAGAGCCAAAGACUUCAACAUCAUCCUGGACGAUGUGGCCAUCACAGAGCUGAGCUUCAGCAGGGAGUACACUGCUGCUGUAGAGGCCAAACAAGUUGGUGCGUACCCAUUGUGUGUGUGUGUGUGUGUGUGUGGGGGGGGGGGGGGGGGGUGUUAUAUGGCUGUCUGUGGGUGCAUACUUGCCUGUGUUUUAGGUUGUCUGCAUAUAUAUGUGUGUGUGUGUGUGUGUGUGUGUGUGAAGGGGGAGGUUCCCAGUACGCUACCGUGUGUGAGAACAUGCAUUGAGUUUAAACAAAGCUUGUGUGUCUUUACAGCCCAACAGGAGGCCCAGAGAGCCCAGUUCUAUGUGGAGAAAGCCAAACAGGACCAGAGACACAAGAUUAUUCAGGCGGAGGGAGAGGCGGAGGCUGCCAAGAUGGUAACACGUCAACUUCACCACAACCUUCAGACAAUCUGCCCCCUCCUCUUCGCAUGACCUCACGUCACUUCAAAACCCAGGCUGAUUAUUCUAGUCUACAAUUGUUUUUUAUUGACUUUAACGUGUUUUAUGAAUUCCUUUUUUUUUUGUACAAUAAAAAACAUUCACACCAUCAUCCACAACAUCACCCCUGCCCAGACCCACUAGCACACCCCCCCCAUCUCCAGCGCCCGCAUCACUCUCCGCCACAUGGCCUCAAACUGCACCAUUUUGUUUCUCUCUGUCGCCCACACACUUUCAACAUUUAGAUAAUAAAGCUUUUGACCUUUCCAUUGUGUUAACGACAGAGAAUUGGUUGAUUUCCAGUUAAGUAUACCGUACAUGUUUUCCCAAGAUGAUUGACGAGAAAAGUAUCGUCCAAUCCAUCGGGUAUCUCACUGCACCCUCAUAUGCCAUGGCCUUGAAAUAUGCAGGCAGACGGAUUGAAUGUCAAUUUACAUUGUAAUAGUUUUGACAUGUUAUAUGAAUUUCAUUAAGCAUUCCUUCAUUCUGGCUCUUUUGUGUUUGUGCUAUAGUUGGGACAAGCAGUGACAAAGAAUCCUGGAUAUCUGAAGCUUCGACGAAUCAGAGCUGCCCAGGCCAUUGCUAAGACUGUGAGUUCUAAUCAUGGCCUUGUUCCUGUAUAAAGGAAUUGGAUAUCAAUUGAGUUAUGUCCUCAUAACUACUUUAUUAAUGAAGUAUGGAGGAAAUGUUUACUAAACCUUUGAUGUUAUUGUUCCAGUCAGAAUGGGGUCAUUCAUUUUAGCAGCCUGUUCUUGUUGUGGCUGUUUGGUUCUCAUUGCUAUGGUAACCCACAGUGCAGUUAGCUGGUUACAUCGGUAUCUUCGAUUAUUUUCUGAGCCAAUGGGGUUGAAGGAUGGCUGUUUACCCCCAGCUGCUGCAGGACUAGCUGAGUGAUGCUGUGUUUUCAACAGUGUGUGUUGUCUGUUCUGUUGUCUCAGGUGGCAACGUCCCAGAACAAGGUGUACCUUUCUGCAGACAACCUGGUCCUCAACCUUCAAGACGACUCUUUUAACAAGUAUGUUUCUCUUAGCCUCACACUCUCUCUUAGCCUCACACUCUCUCUUAGCCUCACACUCUCUCUUAGCCUCACACUCUCUCUUAGCCUCACACUCUCUCUUAGCCUCACACUCUCUCUUAGCCUCACUCUACAUUUUAGUCAUUUAGCAGACGCUCUAAUCCAGAGCGAUUUAGUUAGUGAGUGCAUACAUUUUCAUACUGGCUCUUAGCUUCACUCUCUCUUAGCUUCACUCUCACGUCAUCAUGUCCUAGUCUGGCUCUGUCCUCUCUUGCAUGGCUCAACAUUACCCAGAUGGUUUGUUUGAGUUGCCUCAAGGUUAGCUCUGGCAUGAAUGUUCACAUCCACAGUUUCGCACACUGUAGUGCAUUACAGGUGCUGGGGAAAAUCAAUGGCAAUAUUGGAAAAAUACAUUCCUGCGCUAUCACAUUUCCUGUGGAAAAGUAUGAAUUCCCUAAAGAUGCCCCUGAAUGAGUUUUUUUGAAGCCGCAAUUGUAGCUCAAAGAUAUUUUUUAUAUUUUUUUAGCAAAACCAUGACAUUUAAUGACUGCUCUUCUCACAUUCCCUCCAGUGUGCAUGCCAUGUCAUUUUCACAGCUUUGAUCUAUGACCGACCACCAGGGGUGUUCAUUAGGCACCAAAUGGAAGACAACAGGCUGAAACGGGAAAGGACUAUCCAAUAAGAAACGCUAGUUUUUCCUUACAAAACAUUAACAUGUUUUGUUACGGUGUACGCUAAUGAACACGACCCUGGUCUUUGCUCUCCAUCUCACUGCUUUGCCUGGUCACUGGAAUGGGAAUGACUGGUCGGACUCUGUAUCACACUGAAAUAAUUUUCCUCUUAUCUUAAUGCUGCCAAGGAUCUUCAGUGUCCAUGUAUAACUGUUCACAGAAACGGAGACAGAACCUGGUGCCAAACGCCUGUCAUUCCUUCCUCAAAUACAUGUUAUAUUAUUAUUAUGCAGUUGACAAUAAUACAAAGACAAACGUAAUAAGAGAUAUUCAGAAACAUGUCAGCAAAGCAACCCUCUGUCCAUCAGGUGUGUUUUGAUGACAUGUUUACUGAAGUCAGUGUCUUGUCAGAGCCUUGAAGAAAUGCAAAAAAAAAUAUGACUGUUUUUCUCACUCAUUACUAAAUCCCACAUCACCAUUUUGUGUCAUCCAAGCACUUUUUAGAGUGCUUUAAAUUACAUUUUAUCCAAAUCUUCCUUUUUAAUUUGCGUUGCUGUUAUGUUUUCCCCUUUAUGAUUGCCUUAUCGUGAAUCCUCUUUUGGUUUUAGAAAAUGACUAUAAAGAAUAGUAUUUAUCAUUAACACGUGCAACCCCCCCUCUGCUUUUAUUUCAGUCUGUCACUGGGAAAGAAGUAGGCUUUUGAGAAGCCUCUAGCGUUCCACCUGUCUGAGGCUACAUCUACAGCUAAGACCUGUGUCGGUCUCUCUCUGUCCACCUGCCUAUAUCUCUGAUUGUAUCCAAGUGGCUUACCAACUCGCUGAUGAAGACUGUAAAGCAUUGGAUUGCUCCGGACAGUAAACCUAUGGGGACUAGGGCUGUAUAUCUAACAUGGCUAGAUUCAGAUGGAACCUGCAUGGAUGAUAUCUUUAAUGGGAUUUAGAAUCAAUAGUGUUUUGUGGAAUCAAACCAAAUGGCACUAGCAUAUAGCAACGUAAUCAGCUGCUCCGUUAUCAAUAAGCUGUGCAGAUGAUGCUGUAAUGAUAUAGGUAACAACCCUACUUGUUCUGUCUGGCCCUAGAUCUGUUUGUGUACAUGUGUUUUUUGAGGACAGCAGGACUAGACUCUUUAAUUCUGAUCUUUAUUUUUUACUAAUUGGUCUUUUGAUCAAUCUGAUCAGCUCUGAAGCAGAUCUGGUGUGAUUGGUCAAAAGACCAAUUAGUGGGAAAAGAUAUCAGAAUUGGGCUGCCUGUCUAAACGUAGCCUUGGGGCAUCGGAUGUGUACUUGGUCAAGUGUAAGCAUGGACAAAGACUGAACUGGAACGGUGUACGGUUGUUUGUUAUUUAAAGCUGUGCUUGUGUAAUUAAUGAUGACUUAGGUCUUCUCUUUUCUAUGUAACUACUGUUGUUAACUGCUGGGCCUAGCUGCCCUGUGUCGUUGUGUUGUUCAAUGAUGACCAUGUUCUCCGAUACACCUCUGCUGUGGAACAGCUCUACUCCUCGUGGCGAUCAAAGGUGUGCAAAAAAUAUUCCAUCCACUAGUUUGGAGCUGACAGAAAGGCUUUGUUCUUCCAAGUGUUAUUACAUUGUUCACCUAGAGGGGAUUGAAACAUGACUGAAAAUAAUGGUGGACGGCACAAUAAAUAUGCUUUAUUUCAACAUCUUUUUACAUGUCCUCGUGUGUGUGUGUAGGUGCAUGUUUGUUUUGAAAAACACACAUUAUGUAAGUACUGUUAUAAAAUUACUCACUUGUUCGCGUUCAGUUCUUCUGAGAAAUGAAAUGUUCCCAUGACUGAAUCAGACAUAUUAGGUAACAGUACAGCCUGUUAUUGUACUAGGGGAAUCUUUAGCUGUACAUCCACAGUGGAAUUAAAGCAUCUACAUGACUUUCCUUUAAUGGAUUGAAUGUGUUGUUGCUGCUGUAUACUCCCCUGGUGAUCCUUGAGAUGGGAAUCGAAAAUAUAUACUUGUUGACUAAUACACGCACUGAUGUUUAAUCCUGGGGGAGUGUUCAUUGGGCACAAACAAGAAGGAACAUUUUCAAAAUGGAAACAAACAUGAACAUUCCAAAUGCACAAGUAGCCUACAUGUAGACCCAUUUUGUGGCGCUUAAACAGUUUUUGCUUUCUGCCUCUGGCCUGUAUAACAUCAGCCUCUGAAUCUGGGCCCACUGCUCCCCUUCUGUGGCCUGUAUAACAUCAGCCUCUGAAUCUGGGCCCACUGCUCCCCUUCUGUGGCCUGUAUAACAUCAGCCUCUGAAUCUGUGCCCACUGCUCCCCUUCUGUGGCCUGUAGAACAUCAGCCUCUGAAUCUGGGCCCACUGCUCCCCCUCUGUGGCUUGUAACAUCAGCCUCUGAAUCUGGGCCCACUGCUCCCCCUCUGUGGCCUGUAUAACAUCAGCCUCUGAAUCUGGGCCCACUGCUCCCCUUCUGUGGCCUGUAGAACAUCAGCCUCUGAAUCUGGGCCCACUGCUCCCCUUCUGUGGCCUGUAGAACAUCAGCCUCUGAAUCUGGGCCCACUGCUCCCCUUCUGUGGCCUGUAGAACAUCAGCCUCUGAAUCUGGGCCCACUGCUCCCCUUCUGUGGCCUGUAGAACAUCAGCCUCUGAAUCUGGGCCCACUGCUCCCCUUCUGUGGCCUGUAGAACAUCAGCCUCUGAAUCUGGGCCCACUGCUCCCCCUCUGUGGCCUGUAUAACAUCAGCCUCUGAAUCUGGGCCCUCAUAAUAGGGAUGGGAAUUGCCAGGGACCUCACGAUAAGAUAUUAUCACGAUUCUAUAUGUAUUGUUAUUCAAAAACUGUGAUUUUAUUGCGAUUCGAUGUUCCAAACCUAUUGCUCACCAUAUGUCUGCUGCAGAGGGACAAGAGAGAGUCAUGAGAAAACUAGUUUAUCAGUCAUGGAAAUAACAGUGAUGAAACUGAAUUGGCUUCCUAUUUAAAAAGAUGGAGAACAAGCUGUGAAGGAAAAAAUAGUGGAGUUGUUAUGCAUGAACAGCCAACUAGCACAAAAAUAUUGCGAUAUUGCCAAAACAAUAGGAUAUAAAGUGCAUUCGGAAAGUAUUCAGACCCCUAACUUUUUCCACAUUUUGUUAUUCCACAUUUUGUUACGUUACAGCCUUAAUCGAAAAUUGAUUAAAUUGUCUACACACAAUAUCCCAUAAUGAAAACAAACUGUUUUAGACAUUUUUGCAAAUUUAUUAUAGUAAAGAAACUGAUCACAUUUACAUAAGUAUUCAGACCCUUUACUCAGUACUUUGUUGAAGCACCUUUGGCAGCGAUUACAGCCUUGGGUAUCACGCUACAAGCUUAGCACACCUGUAUUUGGGGAGUUUCUCCCAUUCCUUUCUGCAGAUCCUCUCAAGGUCUGUUAGGUUGGAUAGGGAGCGUCGCUGCACAGCUAUUUUCAGGUCUCUCCAGAGAUGUUCGAUCGGGUUCAAAUCCGGCCUCUGGCUGGGCCACUCAAGGACAUUCAGAGACUUGUCCCGAAGUCACUCCUGUGUUGUCUGUGUGCUUAGGGUCGUUGUCCUGUUGGAAGGUGAACCGUCGCCCCAGUCUGAGGUCUUGAGCGCUCUGGAAAAGGUUUUCAUCAAGGAUCUCUCUGUACUUUGCUCCGUUCAUCUUUACCCUCGAUCCUGACUAGUCUCCCAGUCCCUGCCGCUGAAAAACAUCCCCACAGCAUGAUGCUCCCACCACCAUCCUUCACCGUAGGGAUGGUGCCAGCUUUCCUCCAGACGUGACGCUUGGCAUUCAGGCCAAAGAGUUCAAUCUUGGUUUCAUCAGACCAGAGAAUAUUGUUUCUCAUGGUCUGAGUCCUUUAGGUGCCUUUUGGCAAACUCCAAGCGGGCUGUCAUGUGCCUUUUACUGAGGAGUGGCUUCCGUCUGGCCACUCUACCAUAAAGGCCUGAUUGGUGGAGUGCUGCAGAGAUGGUUGUCCUUCUGGAAGGUUCUCCCAUAUCCACAGAGGAACUCUGGAGCUCUGUCAGAGUGACCAUCGAGUUCUUGGUCACCUUCCUGACCAAGGCCCUUCUCCCCCGAUUGCUCAGUUUGGCCGGGCGGCCACCUCUAGGAAGAAUCUUGGUGGUUCCAAACUUCUUCCUUUUAAGAAUGAUGGAGGCCACUGUGUUCUAGGGGACCUUCAAUGCUGCAGAAAUUUUUUGGUACCCUUCCCCAGAUCUGUGCCUCGACACAAUCCUGUCUCGGAGCUCUACGGACAAUUCCAUUGACCUCAUGGCUUGGUUUUUGCUCUGACAUGCACUGUCAACAUUGGGACCUUAUAUAGCCAGGUGUGUGCCUUUCCAAAUCAUGUCCAAUCAAUUGAAUUUACCACAGGUGGGCUCCAAUCAAGUUGUAGAAACAUCUCAAGGAUGGUGAAUGGAAACAGGAUGCACCUGAGCUCAAUUUCGAGUCUCAAUACAAAGGGUUUUGAUAAGUUACUCAGUUAUGGCACAAUCCUUUCUACUGUCCCCCAGCAAGACGUAAUCACGUACAGCUCUCCCAUUGGUUUCUUUGUAUUUGCGUUCUUUAAAGGGCACCAAUGAGCUGCGUAAAUUGUAAGGAAAACAUUGGAAGUGGAUAUUUUUGGAAGGGUGUCUGCUAUUGCUCAACAUGCUAAAACUAACUGAACAUUGUAGAGUAGGGGUGGGUAAUAAUUCUGGCUCGAGGGCCACAUUGGGAUAAAAAACAUUCAGCGGAGGGCUGCACAGAUUUUUUUUGGGGGACCGAUUUGUUCGUCAAAAGCAAUUUGCGUGCCAGAAAAAGGGCAGUUAUUUGAAAACGUAUAUAGGUCCAUUAUAAUUUCUACAAACUUUCUAUCUAGUUUAAAACGUUCAAGAGUGGCCUGGGGAGUUUCUUUACCCAAAAUAAUCAUUCUUUAAACAAUUUUUUAAAUAAUAUUUUUUCCUUAAACGUCCCGGCGGGCCAGAUCGAAUGGGCCGUAUGUUUGCCCACCCCUGUUGUAGAUCCAUAGAGGACCAGCCGCCCAUUCAAAUGGCCUGUACCCUGAUAGUCCACACUACAAUGUCCAUUAUCACACCACCGAUGAUCUGCUGUUCCUCUACAAAUAGUUUAGCAGUUCAUGAUCAUAUUUAUGAAUGAUUUAGAAUAAACAGAUGACCCACAGAUCAUUUAUUGUUAAGUAUUUUAACUAUUUACAAAAUUUCAUUUCCCCCCAAAUUCAAUUCCGAAUUGAUUUUAUUCUCAAAUGACAAGUCCUUGCUCUAUGACAUGGUGUAGUUCCACCUUUUCCCCACCUGAUGGCGCCCCUUGCAAAGCUAUCGAGCUCCUUAAACCUUGAUAUAAUCUAGGGACACUGCAGAGAAGCCUUGGUCGUUAUUUGAUCAAAUCUUAUAAUGUAAUCAUUUUCAGGCUUCAUGCAAUCCUAUGACAUAAUUUAACAAUGCAGGUUUUCAAUGUAGGUUUUUAAGUAAUAACAUCUUAGUAACUUGUACAUUAAUCACAGACAUGCUGCUGCUGCUUGUAUUGUGGAUGUGCACCGACGUGAAUGAUUGUGGUGUACAAUCUCUGUGCAAUGAAGGUUGUAUUUCUGCAUGUGUGUUUGCCAGGAUGCUUGUGCUUGUAGAAGCACUGCAUACAGGAGAGGUUUAGAGGUAACGCUUUGUUUAAUGGGUCAGUUUUGACCGCAGGCAGCACCUGUUCCUGUGUGCUAGCUGCCUGUUCCUGUGUGCUAGCUUCCUGUGUGCUAGCUGCCUGUUCCUGUGUGCUAGCUGCCUGUUCCUGUGUGCUAGCUGCCUGUUCCUGUGUGCUAGCUGCCUGUUCCUGUGUGCUAGCUGCCUGUUCCUGUGUGCUAGCUGCCUGUUCCUGUAAAUUUGCUACUAUUACAGGCAGUUCUGAAUAUGCAUAUUUCUCUUACUGACGCCCCUCUCUCUCUCUCUCUCUCUCUCUCUUUUCUCUCUCUCCCUCCCCUUCUCUCCCUCUCCUCUCUCUCUCUCUCUCUCUCUCUGUCUCCUUCUCUCUCUCUCUCUCUCUCUCUCUCCUCUCUCUCUCUCUCUCUCUCUCCUCUCUCUCCCUCCCCUUCUCUCUCUCUCUCUCUCUCUCUCUCCUCUCUCUCCCUCCCCUUCUCUCUCUCUCGCUCUCCUUCUCUCUCUCUCCACCCCUUUCUCUCUCUCCCUCUCCUUCUCUCUCUCUCCGUUCCACCCUUCUCUCCUCCCCUCCCCUGUCUCUCUCUCUUUCUCCUUCUCGCUCUCUCCCUCCUUCUCGCUCUCCCUCCCCUUCUCUCUCUUCUCUGCUUCUCUCUCUCUCCCUCCCCCUCCCCUCCCCUCUCUCUCCCUCCCCUUUUCUUCCUCCGGCCUCUCCCUCCCCUCUCUCUCUCCUCUCUCGUUCCUGUCUCUCCUCUCCCUCCCCUUCCCCUCUCUCCUUCUCCUUCUCUCUCCCUCUCUCUCCCUCCCCUUCUCUCUCUCCCUCCCUCUCUCUCUCCCUCCCCCUCCCCCCACUUUCCUGUUCACUCGCUCACUCUGAUCAGAAAGGAGGGGUGGCAGCAGCAGCAGCUUACUGCUCAGCUGGUGUGUUUCCAUAGAAACACUGACCUCACGCUGUGACAGGCGAUCUGGGCCGGUUGCCAUGGGGAUCUGCUGUGACAUAAAACCUGAGCCUCUAGUUGCCAUGAUACCACACCUACCGGCUCAGCAGCAGCUAUUUCAGUCCCGCUCUUUGAGCCUUAUUACAAUGUUCCAGUUUUUACACAGCACCAUAAUGUGUUCUGUGUUCUGUGUUCUCAUUCUGUCAUUGUCUGAAUGUGCAGCAGACUGCAGUAGCUGACGUGCAGGCAAAGAUCUGUGUUCUGACAGUGGUUUCCUUUCUCUCAUUUGUAGGUGUACUUUACUACGUACGACCUCAGUAACACAUAUGUAAUGGGAAUAUAAAAUCACUGUCUGGACUGUAUCCCCAUUACAUCAGCUACUGUGUUCUGCUGGAGCUUCUGUGUGUCUGGUAGAACGAAUGAGGGUAAGCGUGUGUGUGUGGUGUGUGUGUGUGUGUGUGUGUGUGUGUAUGGCAUAGCAUCUGGUUGUCUGUGGCUGAGGGUAAAUGUGUGUGUUUGUGUGUGUGUGUGUGUGUGUGUGUGUGUGGCAUAGCAUCUGGUUGUCUGUGGCUGAGGGUAAAAUGUGUGUGUGUGUGUGUGUGUGUGUGUGGGUGUGUGUGGCAUAGCAUCUUGGUUGUCUGUGGCUGAGGGUAAAUGUGUGUGUGUGUGGUGUGUGUGUGUGUGUGGCCAUAGCAUCUGGUUGUCUGUGGGCUGAGGGUAAAUGUGUGUGUGUGUGUGUGUGUGGCAUAGCAUCUGGUUGUCUGUGGCUGAGGGUAAAUGUGUGUGUGUGUGUGUGUGUGUGUGGCAUAGGCAUCUGGUUGUCUGUGGCUGAGGGUAAAUGUGUGUUUGUGUGGUGUGUGUGUGUGUGUGUGUGUGUGUGUGUGUGUGUGUGGCAUAGCAUCUGGUUGUCUGUGGCUGAGGGUAAAUGUGUGUGUGUGUGUGUGUGUGUGUGUGUGUGUGUGUGUGUGUGUGUGUGUGUGUGUGUGUGUGUGUGUGUGCAGUGUCAUUGAGAGGGAUGCACAGGGCUCCAAGGACACACAGGAUUAUCAGCUCUGAGGGUAAUCCAGAGACGGGGCUAGCUUUCCAUUAGCAUCUCUAUGUACUCUCUUUAGCCUCUCUAGUGUGUGUUUGAGUGUGUGUUUGUGUGUGUGUGUGUGUGUGUGUGUACAUGCUUCCGUCUCUCUACUGUAUACCCUACACUGUCAUUAAGCUCCACUGCUCUCUGGUCAGUUUUACCAUGCAGUGUUUCUCCAUAUGAACAGAUUUUUGAUUUACCAUGGCCACAUCAGGUAGGUGGUAGGAUCAACCGUUGGACCACUAUAGACAGAUCUGCUCUAUCAUGUGGCCCAUUUGAUCCUGUGUGUUCAUAGAAUUAGAAGACAUUUAGUAAUUGCUCAUUAAAAAAGAUUGGGUAUCCAGGGACCUGUAUUAAUGGCAUUAUGGCAUUAGUAUGAAAUCGUAUGCACUCACUGGUGUAAGUCGCUCUGGAUAAGAGCAUCUGCUAAAUGACUCAAAUGUAAUGUGUGUUAUGUAUGUUGUGUGUGUUUCCAAAAAAUGACUGUGUGCUUUUGUAAAUUGUGUGGUGUGUUUGUGACCAUUGUGUGUGUGUGUGUGUGUGUGUGUGUGUGUGUGUGUGUGUGUGUUUUUGCGGUCUCCACGGAGUACCGUAAUCACCUCAGGUGCAGCCAGCCUCUGUCUGUCAUCACUCAUGCACUGCAGCACAUCUCUGUUUUUCAACCAGGUGGUCAGGCAGAGCCAGGUGGUCGUACAGGGGUCUUGUGCUUUAGUGUGUGAACAGGCUAGAGGCUAGAGAUUAACCCGCUUUCUGAGCGUGCAGGUCAUUAUGGAUGAUGCUGGCCUGGUUGCUGACUGGUGGGUAUGUUCAGUUGCUUCCUCACUCACGUGGUCACAUGGUCUGUCCCAGCAUCCCGGCUCACUUCGCAGCGUCUGGUUUCAACCUGCUUCUCCCUCGUGGAUCUGAUAAUUGAGAAAGACAAUUAGGGUUGUUCUGGAAUAGGGUGCCAAACCUAGUGUAGUAUGUGAUAGAUUUGAGUAGAUUUGGUUAGAUCAAUCCACAAUAAAUGAUCUAGCAACAUUCUCCAAGUUGUGUGUUCAGAGCUCUGUGUGUGUGUGUAGCCCACCCCAGAGCUCCCCUCUGUCCGCUCUGCUGUACUUAGCUGUUUUGAUGAACCACUGCAUCCUGUUCUGACUAGGAGGAUGUGUGCCCCAGGAAACGCUGCCCCAGUGAGGGGCGGAGAGCUCCGUAGUAGAGCUCUUUGAAGCUGGAUGUGGGGUCUAGGGGUUGACUUUAGACUGGGCUUAGCUGUAAAUUAUAGGCUAUUGUGGCUUUUUAAGGCAAUGUUCCCGCGUUUGUUGAGAUCCCAUUCAUGGUAAACGCUGCAUGUGGAGUAUCGAGUUAUUCGGAACCCACACUGUUCUAGAUGGAGUCCAGCAGAAGUUACUUUUCAUAGCAGGUCAGAGGAGCUUUACGCAGCAGGUUAGGAGAAUUAAUGUAGCAGGUUAGGAGAAUUAAUGUAGCAGGUCAGAGGAGCUUUACGCAGCAGGUUAGGAGAAUUAAUGUAGCAGGUUAGGAGAAUUAAUGUAGCAGGUCAGAGGAGCUUUACGCAGCAGGUUAGGAGAAUUAAUGUAGCAGGUUAGGAGAAUUAAUGUAGCAGGUUAGGAGAAUUAAUGUAGCAGGUUAGGAGAAUUAAUGUAGCAGGUUAGGAGAAUUAAUGUAGCAGGUUAGGAGAAUUAAUGUAGCAGGUUAGGAGAAUUAAUGUAGCAGGUUAGGAGAAUUAAUGUAGCAGGUUAGGAGAAUUAAUGUAGCAGGUUAGGAUAAUUAAUGUAGCAGAUUAGGAUAAUUAAUGUAGCAGGUUAGGAGAAUUAAUGUAGCAGAUUAGGAUAAUUAAUGUAGCAGGUUAGGAGAAUUAAUGUAGCAGGUUAGGAUAAUUAAUGUAGCAGGUUAGGAGAAUUAAUGUAGCAGAUUAGGAUAAUUAAUGUAGCAGGUUAGGAGAAUUAAUGUAGCAGAUUAGGAUAAUUAAUGUAGCAGGUUAGGAUAAUUAAUGUAGCAGGUUAGGAGAAUUAAUGUAGCAGAUUAGGAUAAUUAAUGUAGCAGGUUAGGAUAAUUACAUUAAGGUUAGGGUUAGCUAAAAUGCUAAAAUUGUCCCAGACGCGACUCAAACAUAUCUAGCCACAACCACGCCUGUCAGAACAGCCUUCGUUUCCAUAAACGCGAUUGUGCUGCAUAUGUCGGCUCAGUUGGAAACUGACUUUAAAAACCACAAUGCUUAUAACCAGCGAUCAAAUUGAGUGGAUGACAUGAAGUUCUGAAGGAGAGGAGUGUGGCUGUGUUGAUACCCUUUUCAUUCUCUUUGUUUGAAAUGAGUGUCGCCCAAAAAAAACUGCUAUGGUCCUGACUGAAAAUGCCAACAGGCCGUGUGGUGACGUUGCCCCUAGACACUGAUCUAAUGUCCGUUUUUAUUUUAGUCUCCCUUAUGGUUAGGGACUGGACAGGAUAAGCUGAUCCUAGAUCUGUGCCUAAGGGCAGGGGUGAACAGCUUGGUCGUGAGGUUGCAGUACGUAGUUUGAACUGAAGAGGGCUGCAGGGAACAAUUGUUCCUCUUUCUAUCAUUUAGAUAGGGACAAGAAGGGGGAUGGAAGACUCACAGUGCUCUUAAAUGGUUCCCUUCUACAGUCACAUCAAUGGUUACCUUCUACAGUCACAUCAAUGGUUACCUUCUACAGUCACAUCAAUGGUGACCUUCUACAGUCACAUCAAUGGUUACCUUCUACAGUCACAUCAAUGGUUCCCUUCUACAGUCACAUCAAUGGUUACCUUCUACAGUCACAUCAAUGGUUACCUUCUACAGUCACAUCAAUGGUUACCUUCUACAGUCACAUCAAUGGUUACCUUCUACAGUCACAUCAAUGGUUCCCUUCUACAGUCACAUCAAUGGUUCCCUUCUACAGUCACAUCAAUGGUUACCUUCUACAGUCACAUCAAUGGUUACCUUCUACAGUCACAUCAAUGGUUACCUUCUAUUUACAUUUUACAUUUUAGUCAUUUAGCAGACGCUCUUAACCAGAGCGACUUACAGGAGCAAUUAGGGUUAAGUGCCUUGCUCAAGGGCACAUUAACGUCAUUUAGCAGACGCUCUUAGCCAGAGCGACUCACAAAUUGGUGCGUUCACCCUAUAGCCAGUGGGAUAACCACUUUACAAUUUGGGGGGGGGGGGGUUAGAAGGAAUACUUUAGCCUAUCCCAGGUAUUCCUUAAAGAGGUGGGGUUUCAAAUGUCUCCGGAAGGUGGUGAGUGACUCCGCUGUCCUGGCGUCGUGAGGGAGCUUGUUCCACCAUUGGGGUGCCAGAGCAGCGAACAUUUUGACUGGGCUGGAGGGGAGCUGUGCUUCCGCAGAGGAAGGGAGCCAGCAGGCCAAAAGGUGGAUGAACGCAAUGUCCUCGUUUGGGUGUAGGGACUGAUCAGAGCCUGAAGGUACAGGGGUGCCGUUCUAUAGUCACAUCAAUGGUUACCUUCUAUAAUCACAUCAAUGGUUACCUUCUACAGUCACAUCAAUGGUUCCCUUCUACAGUCACAUCAAUGGUUCCCUUCUACAGUCACAUCAAUGGUUACCUUCUACAGUCACAUCAAUGGUUACCUUCUACAGUCACAUCAAUGGUUACCUUCUACAGUCACAUCAAUGGUUACCUUCUAUAGUCACAUCAAUGGUUACCUUCUAUAAUCACAUCAAUGGUUACCUUCUACAGUCACAUCAAUGGUUCCCUUCUACAGUCACAAAUUGCAAUAAUGUUCCCUUCUACAGUCACAUCAAUGGUUACCUUCUACAGUCACAUCAAUGGUUACCUUCUACAGUCACAUCAAGCAGAGACAAAACAGACAUUUAAUGGAGACAAUUCUAUGGUAUUAUUCUCAAAUAUGUCUCAGGCCAUUUGGAAAUGAAAUUGCAGGAUGAAAAAUGUACAGGACCAAUAACUGUUAUCAUUUCAGCUGAUGGUGUUGGUGUUUGAUCCAAGAUGGCCCUUUUUCUCUGUCCAUUGUUCAGUGCUUAUAAGGCAUUUCCUCCUAUACAGACAUGGGCUCAGUAAGUAUCAUAUCUUGUCUGGCUCCAAUUCGGAGGAAACUGUGAAUGAUAGAAUGUGAAUUCCCGUCCAGAGUGAAUGAAUAAUCUGCAGCCUCAUGUUUCUUCUCAAAAGAUCCUUAAACUCUGAGCCACAAAACGAGCUUCAGUACACCUGCCACAGAGAACAGUCCAGCCUGAAUGAGAUGUCUGCCAGCAGG
Molecule: messenger RNA, 15761 nt
Organism: Coregonus sp. 'balchen'
Lineage: Eukaryota; Metazoa; Chordata; Actinopteri; Salmoniformes; Salmonidae
Source: the annotation of a GenBank genome assembly